Mucor velutinosus is the source of this 273-nucleotide messenger RNA. RefSeq lists its product as uncharacterized. Bases 1 to 273 code for a protein of 90 amino acids. NCBI's taxonomy places the organism in Eukaryota, Fungi, Mucoromycota, Mucoromycetes, Mucorales, Mucoraceae. The record is from RefSeq and is a predicted model, not a curated record. The transcript has a single exon.
AUGACCCCUAGCACAGUCGUUAUUGAAAAUCAACAGCAAUUCGACCAUUUUUACUCUCAACUUGAAGAAUACAAAGAUACAACCUCACAAAUUGAAACGCUGGUCAUCGCAAAUGCAAAGGUGUCAAAUGAUCAGCUAGAAAAUCUACGUAAACACUUGAUCAAUCUUAAAGAUUUGAACUAUACUAUACCAGCUGUAGAACAUAGUGAUGACGAUGAAGAAGACUCUGACGAAGGUGCUUGCCGUUGUUGUAGAAAUGACAGAUACGAAUAG